AUGACGAAAUGCCCGGAAGUAAUAACACUUGAUAACAGCGAUGACGACGAUAGUGAUGGGUACAGUUCAGUAAGCCGAAAUGUAGGGGCAACUGCUUCGGUUAUUCGUGCGAAACCUCUCAGUUUCUCAGCACUACAAGUCAGGCAGUCUUCAGUCAGCAGACUACCAUUGCAUACUACAGCUCCCCGUCGAGCAGAGUUUUGCCGAAUCAAUGUUUCGGAAACUCCUGCACCACUAAUAUUGCAAAAAGUCUCGUCAGCUUCACAUUUGGAAAUUCGAAAUCAUGCCAUAUCGGACGCGGAAAAUGAUGUUAGUUAUACAACUUUAUCAUUGUCACGGGAAGAAAAUAGCUUGGAUUCGUAUUGCUAUGAAAGUUAUGAUCCAAAAGCACCACCAUUUGAAGCACAACAAUUCAAUGUCAAAUUCCGAUGUUCCGUUGGAAGCUGUAGAAUGCUGCUUUCAAAUAAUGUAAGUUUCAUGUUCCAUCUUUGGGCACAUUUAACUGAGUUCAGUUAUGGCAGUAGUCCUAACUGCCCUCGAGAAAUGCAUCGCUUCUGCCGUUGUCCUCAAUGCCUGCAUUUAUUCCCUACGGCAUAUCGUCUGCAAAUCCACUAUAAUAAUGUUCACAGUGCAACGCCAUCCUCAUCCACAUGUAAAAUAUGUGAAAUCACUGUGGAUGAAGGCAAGCACCGGCAAAUUCAUGGCGAUUUCGAUGCUCCAUUUCAUUGCAGGAAAUGUCGAUACAGGACAUCGAUGAGAACCCAUUUUAUAGAUCAUUUUGUUCGAUUUCAUUCGAAUACACGCACUCUGUUGUGUCCGUUCUGUCUUUACUGCCAUGUUAUACCAAAAGACAAUACGUCAUCUGUGAUAAGUGAACACGAAUAUGUUAAACAUUUUUUGCUACAUCAGGAAGAAAACUAUGGUUGUGAUCAGUGCUCACUGAAAUUCAUACGACAUGCUGAUAAAAUUGCUCAUCGAAGAGAACAUACUCAACCAAAUCUGAAAUGGAUUUCAAAAAGUGUGCAGGUACAUACAAGACGAAAGGGCCGUAAGUUAUGGUCAAGAAAAAAGAAGUGGAAAUGCAUGGAAUGUAAUGAAGGGUUAAAUGAUGUGUGCGAACAUUUCAAACGUACAUAUUAUUGUUCUUGCGGUUAUCGUACAAACUGUCACGUUGCGUCACAACGACACAAAUUCAUCAAGUGCAAAAAGGAACGAGGAGGGAUGACGAGAGCUCAGUUGUUACCUUCAUUAGUUGUCUGUAAUCGAUGUAAACGUGCAUCAUGUAUUGAACGAAACAUCUUGGACCAUGUGCUUGAUUGCAGUGGAGGACGUUGUGUUAUUGUUGAUCUGAAGCAAGAAAAGAGUAAUAUUCUCAGCCAAUAUAAUGAUGAACUAGAGAUGAGAAUUUUUGCUAUUCGUCCGGAGGAAAAAGCAAUAAAGCUUGGUAAUGGUGUUGCUUCGUUAGACUUUCAUAAUUUUUGUCGUACACGAGAUCAAAAUUCUUUGUCGCCCUCUGUUGUCAAAGCAAACGUGGAACUGAACAAUGCUCGUCUGCAUAUUUUGAAGAAGAUUUGUCCGAAACCGCUGUUUUCUUUUGCCGAUAUGCUCAACUGUUCUUGA
This is a messenger RNA of Brugia pahangi, 1620 nucleotides long. The record is from the annotation of a GenBank genome assembly. NCBI's taxonomy places the organism in Eukaryota, Metazoa, Nematoda, Chromadorea, Rhabditida, Onchocercidae.